Molecule: messenger RNA, 753 nt
Organism: Cannabis sativa
Lineage: Eukaryota; Viridiplantae; Streptophyta; Magnoliopsida; Rosales; Cannabaceae
Product: probable monoterpene synthase MTS1, chloroplastic
Exons: 4
Coding region: 1-753 (250 amino acids)
Molecular function (GO): terpene synthase activity; magnesium ion binding
Source: RefSeq, a predicted model, not a curated record
AUGGACGAUAUAUAUGAUGUGUAUGGUACACUAGAUGAGCUUCAGCUUUUUCUAGAGGCAAUUGAGAGGUGGAAUAUAAAUGAACUGGAUCAGCUACCCGAUUACAUGAAGAUAUUGUUUGUUGCUUUUUAUAACAAUGUGAAUGAGAUAUCUUAUUAUGUCCUCAAAGAAAAUGGGAUUCACACCAUCAAAUAUCUGAAGAAGGCGUUGGGGGAUCUGUGUAAAUGCUAUAUGGAGGAGGCAAAAUGGUUUCACAGUGGACACAUACCAAGUUUAGAAGAAUUCAUUGAGAAUGGAUGGAAUUCAAUUACAAUACCUCUUUGUCUUAUUUAUCAUUAUUGCUUAAUUACAACUUCAAUUACAGAACAAGACAUGGAACACUUGCUUCAAUAUCCAACCAUUUUACGUGUCUCAGGAACUGUUUUUCGAUUUAUAGAUGAUUUGGGAACCUCAUCAGAUGAACUUGAAAGAGGAGAUAAUCCUUCAUCAAUUCAAUGCUACAUGCGUGAAAAGGGUGUUAGUGAAAAUGAAAGCCGUGAACACAUAUGGAAUUUAAUUAGUGAAGGAUGGAAGGAAAUUAAUGAAGUUAAAGCUUCAAACUCUCCAUACUCUCAAGUGUUUAUUGAAUCUACCAUUGAUUUUGUUAGAGGAGCAAUGGAGAUGUAUCACAAGGGUGAUGGUUUUGGUACUAAUCAAGACCGAUAUCUUAAGACCAAAGUUGUCAACAUGUUCUUCGAUCCAAUUCCAAUUUAA